Messenger RNA from Pyricularia grisea, 1350 nucleotides. RefSeq lists its product as uncharacterized. The transcript has a single exon. Gene Ontology annotation, biological process: L-methionine cycle. Gene Ontology annotation, cellular component: cytosol. Lineage: Eukaryota; Fungi; Ascomycota; Sordariomycetes; Magnaporthales; Pyriculariaceae. The coding region runs from base 1 to 1350 and encodes 449 amino acids. The record is from RefSeq and is a predicted model, not a curated record. Gene Ontology annotation, molecular function: adenosylhomocysteinase activity.
AUGGCCGCCCCCGCCCACAAGUUCAAGGUCGCCGACCUCUCUCUUGCCGCCUUCGGCCGCAAGGAGAUCGAGCUGGCCGAGAACGAGAUGCCUGGUCUUAUGCAGACCCGUGAGAAGUACGCUGCCGACCAGCCCCUCAAGGGUGCCCGUAUCGCCGGUUGCUUGCACAUGACCAUCCAGACUGCUGUCCUUAUCGAGACCCUGACUGCGCUGGGCGCCGAGGUCACCUGGACUUCAUGCAACAUCUUCUCCACCCAGGACCACGCCGCUGCUGCCAUUGCCGCCGCUGGUGUCCCAGUCUUUGCCUGGAAGGGCGAGACCGAGGAGGAGUACAACUGGUGCCUCGAGCAGCAGCUCCUAGCCUUCAAGGACGGCAAGAAGCUGAACCUGAUUCUUGACGACGGUGGUGACCUUACCCAUCUCGUCCACGACAAGUACCCCGAGAUGCUGUCUGAAUGCUACGGUGUGUCGGAGGAGACCACCACCGGUGUCCACCACCUUUACAAGAUGCUCAAGGAGGGCAAGCUCCUGGUCCCUGCCAUCAACGUCAACGACUCUGUCACCAAGUCCAAGUUUGACAACCUGUACGGCUGCCGUGAGUCGCUUGUUGAUGGUAUCAAGCGUGCCACCGAUGUCAUGAUUGCUGGCAAGAUUGCCGUCGUCGCUGGUUACGGUGAUGUCGGCAAGGGCUGCGCCAUGGCCCUGCACGGCAUGGGGGCUCGCGUCAUCGUUACUGAGAUCGACCCCAUCAACGCCCUCCAGGCUGCCAUGGCCGGAUUCCAGGUCACCACCAUGGAGAAGGCUGCUUCUAUCGGUCAGAUCUUCGUCACCACCACUGGUUGCCGUGACAUCCUGGUCGGCAAGCACUUCGAGGCGAUGCCCAACGACGCCAUCGUCUGCAACAUUGGUCACUUCGACAUUGAGAUCGACGUUGCCUGGCUCAAGGCCAACGCCAAGAGCGUCCAGAACAUCAAGCCCCAGGUCGACCGCUUCCUGAUGGCCAACGGCCGUCACAUCAUCCUCCUGGCUGAGGGUCGUCUGGUCAACUUGGGCUGUGCCACUGGCCACUCUUCGUUCGUCAUGUCCUGCUCCUUCACCAACCAGGUCCUGGCCCAGAUCAUGCUCUACAAGAACAACGACGAGGCUUUCGGCAAGAAGUAUGUCGAGUUUGCCAAGUCGGGCAAGCUUGAGAAGAAGGUCUACGUGCUGCCCAAGAUCCUCGACGAGGAGGUCGCCAAGCUGCACCUGGCCCACUGCAACGUCGAGCUUUCGACCCUCACUCCCGUCCAGGCCGAGUAUCUCAGUCUGCCGGCCGAGGGCCCUUACAAGCCCGAGCACUACCGCUACUAA